This is a messenger RNA of Malus domestica (apple), 2478 nucleotides long. The record is from RefSeq and is a predicted model, not a curated record. Lineage: Eukaryota; Viridiplantae; Streptophyta; Magnoliopsida; Rosales; Rosaceae.
CACUCUGAUUUAUAGCCCACAAGAAUGACUUCAUCUCGGCUUUCCAUGCCCCAUAGUUCUCACCAUCAAAGUAUGGUGGAUGAGUAACUGAACCCGCAACAUGAUCAAUCCUAAAAUCCCAAGGAUCACUCUAAGUAUGUCUGGAGAAACUCGAAUGAUAAGAGAUCCAACGGCUAGAAUAGCAUGAUAGAUCAAGUCAGUUUUUCAAUGGUUAGAUAGCUGCCAGCUCAAAUAGAAAGUCAGUUAGUUAGUUAGUGAGAUAGCUUCCUAGCUAAGAUGAGAUCCCGUGUAUAAAGUCUGAAAUACAACACAGUUUGUAAUAAUUCAUUCUCUCUCUAAAGAUCAAUACACAUAAUAUUUUUCAUUCUUUCUCUCUCUCUUUUCGCAUUCAUUCUUCAGUUUGUUGUUCUUCAUAGAACCAUUCCUUAGUUCUGUUAACAUGGUAUCAAUCGCUCAGGACGAUCUGUUUGGUGUUUUCCGCUGAAGCUGCAUACUCUGAGGACGUUGUUACAACUAAGAUUUCGGGGUUCUUGCUGAUGAAUUCAUUUUCAUUUCUGGGUUGCUGGUAUUCUCGAUCUUUGAUUCAUAUUGGUGCUUGAAAUUUGUUGCAUAUGAUGUGUUUGAUAUAUUGCCUCAGUGAAAUGUACAAGUGAUAUGAAGGCCGAUGCCAAUUGUUUGAAUCUGAUAGUUGUUUGCUUAAGAAAGUUUGAUGUUCGAAGUCUGAUUGUUUGAUAAAGAUUGGAAGGUUGAUACAUUGAAAAGUUGAAAGAUUGUAAUUGUGUCACUUCAUAGAAAGGCCAAAGCCAUUAGUAUACUAUUUUGUUCUUUGAUAAUCAAGUUUCAGAAGUAGUUUUUUGUCUAUUACUCCGUGCGUUACAAUGGCUGCAAAUUUUGUCAAGAUUGAAGGGUUACUUGGACUGAUUACUGUAAAGUUGCAAGAAGAUAAUUUUGUCAAAUGGAGCUAUCAAUUCUCAUCUGUUUUAAAGGGUUAUGAUUUGUUUGAUUUCUUCAAUGGAGAGUCACAGUGUCCGCCAAAAUAUUGUAUUACAUCUGAAGGUGGGGUUACAAAUGAGAUCUCAAUGGCCUACAAACAGUGGGUUCAAAAAGAUUUGGCUUUGCUCAGUUUACUUGUUGCUACAUUAAGUGAUGAGGUUAUGGAUCAUGUAAUCGGAUGCAAGACUGCUCAAGAAGCAUGGGAAAAUUUGCAGGAAAGAUUUGCUUCUGUUUCUGUUGUGCGAAUAAAUCAGUUGAAAACUGAAUUUCAUACUGCACAGAAAGGGAAUGAUUCUGUUGACAAGUUUCUGUUAAGGCUGAAGGUGAUCAAAGAUCAACUAAUUUCUGCAGGGGAGAGAAUUACUGAGAAUGAUUUAAUGAUUGCUGUUUUGUCAGGUCUACCAUCAGAGUUUGAAGUUAUCAAGACUGUAAUUCUUGCAAGAGAUACUUUCAUUUCUCUAAAAGAUUUUCGAGCUCAGUUGAUGGGUGUUGAAGCUGCACUUGAAACAAAGAUGAAUACUCUUGCUGGAACAAUGUCAGCAAUGUAUAUGAAUGGUGAAUCGUCAAAUGCAAGAGGACCUCAAGGUAGUUUUCAGAAUUUCGAGCAAGGAGAAAGUUCUAAUUCACAAAGAUAUCAAGGAGGUUUUAAUGGUGGUUCUGGUUUUGCUGGGAAUGGAGGUAGAUCUUUUCAACAGAGAUCUGGUUUUAAUAAUAACAGAAGGUUUAAUGGAAAUAACAACAGCAGCAAUUCAAGAUCUUAUUCCAACUUUGGUAACAAAUCUUAUGGCUCUAAUGGUUUGACUGAUAACAACAAGGGAUCUCAGAAUUACUAUAGUGGUUCAAACAACUUUUCUGGUGAAAAUGGUUUCAAGCAAGGAAGUGGAUGGACUGGUAACACAAACUACAAGUCUGCUGUGUCUCCAGAGUGUCAAAUAUGUUCUAGAAGAGGGCAUACUGCACCAAAUUGUUACUACAGGACUGAUAAUGGUCAAGCUAAUCCUAGAGGGCCAAUCUUUUGUCAAAUCUGUGGCAAGAAAGGUCACACUGCACUCCAAUGCUAUCACAGGAACAACUACUCGUAUCAAGGACCUCCUCCACCUCAAACCUUGACUCAAUCACCUAUGGGAAUGUCUGCUCAGACUUCAACUACAAUGCAAGAGGCUCAAAGUGUCCAUGGGUUUUCAAAUGCAGAUACAUGGGUGGUGGACACAGGUGCAACUCAUCACAUGACAGCCAAUCUUGAUCACAUCAAUCAUGUCACUCCUUAUAAUGGUGAAGCUAAAAUCACUAUAGGCAAUGGAGCAGGACAAGGCAACUCAGGUGAUUCUGUACCAAGGAAAGAGUGAUGAUGGAGAAUUAUUCAAGAUACCAGUCUCAGUUUUCAGAAGUUCCUUUGCUGCAAAAUUAGAGAAUUGUGCUGCAUUUCUUGGGAAGAAAGUAAGGAUUUCAGUGUGGCAUAGAAGGCUGGGACAUCCAUCUGAGGAA